UGCAAGAGCUUGAUACUCGGGACAUGGGAGGUAAGAUAUGCCCUUCUGCGUAGUGUGUAUAUAGUUAUAUACUGACAAUUCCUUAUUAGAGCUAAAGCGUCCUAUCACAGACCUUGAAACCUCAUUUAGAGAGUUCAAGAAUUGUGAGCAGAUGGUUUGCCAGUCUUUAGGCCAGGAGGACAAGUUGCCUGCCUACCUAGUCAGACCAUCGGGAUCGCUAGACUCACUGCUGGCACAUCGGUUGAACCAGCCAUCUUUUACCGCAUCCCAGCCAGAGGAUGGUGAAACGGCAGACCCUUCGAAUGGAUGCAUUGCUAUGGUGAUGGGCAAUGCCUAUGAACCUGGAAAAACGCUGGUCUUUGACCACAUCCAUCGAAGAGAUGCCCGAUCCGAAGGGAUUGAGAAAUACCACCCGGAACUCCUCAAUUGCCACGAGGAGUACACGGACAAGAUUGGCCAGUCCAUGAUGGCCAAGGUUGAAAUACUCUAUGGCGAAAAAGUUCAGAGUCGUGUCCUUACCAACGGACUAAACUUUGAGGUACUACCUCUGUGGGGUGAAUUCGAAGGGGUGUCGCUUUUACUGGUCUUCGAAAACAGCUACCGCAACAAGGACCUACGUUUUGAGUUGUGGCGAAUCAUGCUGAUUGCAUACCACCCUCAGUUCAUGUUUUACCAGAGUCGGAACAACGAUUGCGCCACACGACAGGACAAGACGAUGGUUGCCGCGGCUCGGAUGGUUGGGAAUGCUGUCCCUUUGGUGGAUCGCUAUUUCGCAGACAAGAUAUGGUUGAAGUGUGUGCCAAGUACUUUCCGUCAGAGAGAAAUGAGGCUCCUCGGGCAGGUCCUUGAGAAAGAUCACCGCAUGCCUGCGGCAACCGUUCUUGAAGAGGAUGACGAUAGUCUCGUGGUGGACCAAUCCAAGUCGGAAACCGAAGGCGCCUGGCAGGCUUAUUUCGUCAAGAAGCCUCACAGUAAUGACGACUUAAGGAAACUUAUACCGUUGGCGCUGGACUCUUUGGAUACGUGCACGACUGAGGAGGACUGGAAACUGCCUACGGAUCUCCCCGAUCCCGUCCUAGAAUGA
Messenger RNA from Phialemonium atrogriseum, 1084 nucleotides. RefSeq lists its product as uncharacterized. Bases 152 to 1084 code for a protein of 310 amino acids. The record is from RefSeq and is a predicted model, not a curated record. The transcript has a single exon. NCBI's taxonomy places the organism in Eukaryota, Fungi, Ascomycota, Sordariomycetes, Cephalothecales, Cephalothecaceae.